Messenger RNA from Pogoniulus pusillus (Red-fronted tinkerbird), 1098 nucleotides. Its product is annotated as HEPACAM family member 2-like. The coding region runs from base 1 to 771 and encodes 256 amino acids. Lineage: Eukaryota; Metazoa; Chordata; Aves; Piciformes; Lybiidae. The record is from RefSeq and is a predicted model, not a curated record. The transcript is spliced from 6 exons.
AUGUUGCUCUUCCUCCUCCUCCUCCUCGGCAGCCCCAGCAGCUCUGCAGCCGGUCCGGGGGUCACAGCCCGCACACUCUCCCCUUGCUACUCUGCCGACCUCAGACCAGCAUCGUCGAGCCUGGUCUCGGCCGUGGGCUGCACGGUGCUCCUGACAGUGCCACCCCUGAACACCAGCCAGGUUGUCUUCUGGGAAUACCAGUCUGGCCCAUGGGAAGGAGUCAUCCUCAGCUACACUCUGGAUGGAGCCACCAACACCUCUCGCCCCUACGAGAACCGUACCAGGUUCAAUGAGACGGACUCCUCGCUGCAGCUGGUGCUGCAGAAGGGUGAUGAUGGACUCUACAGGUUCAGCUCCGGCUUGGAGACCACAGACUGGUUCCAGCUGCGUGUGCUGGAACCGCUGCCCGAGCCAGAAAUCGUGGGCAACGUCUCUGUGAAGGCUGGGGGCAGCACCAAACUGGUUUGCAGCGUGCUGGGUGGGAAGGUGGACUCCUACUGGUGGAAGAAAAAUGGGGAGCUGCUGCUGGGCAGUGACCACAUCCAGUUUGUGGACCAUGGCACCUUGUGCAUCCUCAAAGCCUCCAUGAACGACAGUGGCUACUACACCUGUGUGGUCCGCAACGAGGUCAGCCAGAACGAGGCCUCCUUCCUGCUCCAUGUCCUGAAUUCUCCAAACGUGGUGCUGCCUGUGAUCCUGGCCUGCGUGGUCGUUGGCUCGCUGGCUGGUGUCUUUGUGUGGUGCAGGAGAAGAGGUCGCCAGCGCCUGUAGCUGAGAUGCCUUCAGCUCUCCUUCUGGAGCUGGCUCUGCCAUAGGUAAAGAGCUUCAGCAGCUCUGUCCUUGCUGCCUUCUCCAGUGGUGGUGGUGGUGGAAGAUGCUGCCUGGGGAGUGCCGAAUUGUCUGCUGCUGCCUCAACCUCUUCUGGGCUCAUCUCCGAGUUGCUCAAGCUGCUGAACCCCACAGCUCUCUCUGUCAGCCACCACCUUGGACUUGUAUGUUGUGCUGCCCUUCCCCAGGCCUUCUUGUGCAUCCCUGGGGCACAGGUGGGCAUGGUCCUGCCUGGUGACCCAACUACUGCAGUACUCCAGACCUCCUCCC